AUGGCGAUUAUCGCAGUCGCAGGCGGAACUGGCAGUAUCGGCCAGACCAUCGUAGAGGCCCUCGUGGCGCAUGGCAAGCACACGGUUCUCAUCCUCACACGCAAGGUGAGUCAUCUGAUACGUUCAGUACGAUGGAAGCCACACCACCCAGUCAACAAGCUCACCUACUUAGCGGUAGACUACGGUGACGUUGGCACUACAGCAAAGUCUCUCGAGGCGGCAAAUAUCGACACGGUCAUCUGUGCAUUCGGCAUGGAAUCUGAGGCCAUCAGCGAGGCCCAGGUCAAUCUUAUCCGUGCCGCCGACAUGUCGGGGUCGACGAAGCGUUUCGUCGUGAGUGGGUACGAUAUGUUAUUCAAGGAGGAGCACAUCCCUUUGGUCCCUACCGCAAAGUGGGCGUUGGCGGCGACUCAUGCGGUCGAGGAAUCGAGUCUCGAACAUACGCGCGUGGUCAAUGGGUUAUUCCUGGAUUAUUAUGGUCUUCCGCACUGGAGAAGCUAUCUCAAGCCAUGGGUCAAUGCGGUCAACGUGGCAGGGAAAUGGGCUGUUCUUCCGGGGGAUGGGACCUCCAAGGUCAACUUCAUUACCACCCAAGACAUGGCACGGUUUGUCGCAAGACUCAUGGACUUAUCGGAGUGGCCGCCUGUGAGUUUCAUCGCUGGUCAGGCUGCAUCUUUCAAGGAGAUUCUUCAAUUGGCAGAAGAUGCGCGAGGUGAACGUUUUUCCGUCAACCAUGACAGCCUCGAAAACCUUCGAAACGGCCGAAUAUCCUUCCCCGAAUUCGAGGAGACUGGGCUCGAAGGUACUGGACGAUCAACGGAGUCUAUUUUUGCAUUAUUUCACUACAUCUCUGGCACUGGGGGAUAUGCUAUUACCAGCGAUGAUACUUUGGACACUCGGUUUCCUGACAUCCAGGUUACGACUGCGGCGGAAGUCAUCGAAUCUUCUUGGCGAAACCGGUGA
Aspergillus bombycis is the source of this 963-nucleotide messenger RNA. RefSeq lists its product as uncharacterized. NCBI's taxonomy places the organism in Eukaryota, Fungi, Ascomycota, Eurotiomycetes, Eurotiales, Aspergillaceae. The coding region runs from base 1 to 963 and encodes 320 amino acids. The record is from RefSeq and is a predicted model, not a curated record. The transcript is spliced from 4 exons.